UUCAAUGGAAGCGGAGCUCCAGGAGCAGGUUGUCACGAUGGUGCAGCCUAUGCCUGGAUAUGGCGAGCUGCUGGUGAAAGGCUUCUCCCGGAUGAACACGGCAAUCGCCGAGUGCACGGACUGCGGCUUCGAGCUGUCCAAACGGACCCUGCUGGAGAAUGCGUCCCUCACCGCCUCCGAGGGGCUUUUGUUCCUGAUUUGUGCCGUGGUCUGGACUCUACUCCGGAAGGCUACUUCGCGUUACCUCUUCCAGCCAUUAGCUCGCUGGUGUGACCUGCCACGCCGAGACGCUGCCAAGAUGCCAGAAAGUGCAUGGAAGCUGACUUUCUACACUGCCUCCUGGUCCUACAGCACCUACCUACUCUUCUUGACAGAUUACCCCUUCUUCCAUGAUCCACCAUCCGUCUUUUAUGGAUGGAAAGCAACAAUUGAUGUCCCUAAAGAUAUCGCCAUUGCUUACCUGGCUCAGUGCAGUUUCUAUGGACAUGCUAUCUAUGCCACUGUGUACAUGGAUGCCUGGAGGAAGGACUCUGUUGUGAUGUUAGUCCAUCAUGUGAUAACACUGGGUCUAAUCGCCUUCUCCUAUGCCUUCAGGUAUCACAAUGUCGGGAUCUUAGUUCUCUUCCUGCAUGAUGUAAAUGAUAUUCUGCUGGAAUUUACCAAACUCAAUGUUUACUUUAAAAACCGAGCUGGUGUCCGCCACAAGCUGAAUGAUGUGGUUUCCAACAUUGGUUGCUGCUCCUUUGCGAUAAGCUGGUUCUGGUUCCGACUUUAUUGGUUCCCCCUCAAGGUGCUGUAUGCCACCUGUUACUCCAGUCUCCAGUCUGUUCCCAAUAUUCCUUUUUACUUUUUCUUCAACAUUCUGCUGCUUAUCCUCACUCUGAUGAAUAUCUAUUGGUUUCUGUAUAUCAUCCUGCUGGUGGUGAAGGUCCUGACUGGCCAGGUCUCUGAGGUCAAUGACGUGCGAGAGUACGAUAUUGAGGACAGUCCCAGUCCAGCUGUGUACAAGAAAUACAAUCACCUUCACUCCUCCAAAGACGGGCUGCGGCAGAGGAACGGGAUCAUCGUACAUAAGCAUCUAUAAUAUACCCCGGUACCAGCUUCAUCACCCUGUUUACAAGGACUCUCCAACUCAGAUUUGCUCUGAAUCAAGGGCCAACUUCAGUCCUGACUUGUCCAGCCUUCCACGAUUGGGAAUGAAACCACAAUGAAAAAUCAUCUAUUGAUGGUGCAGUUGUUGUUUCGACAUCUGAUUUUUUUUUUGCCCCUCAGGGGAUCCUUUGCUGGAUUUUAGCUUUAUCUCUCUAUUGCUCUUGCUCUAUUUUUCUCUCGCUGUCUCUAUCUCUCUUGCUCUCUCUGUCACGCUCUUGCUCUCUCUCUCUCUCACCCUUGCUCUCAUUCUACCUUCUCUUGCUCAUUCGUGUCUUAAUUAUAUUUUUACUGUGAAUCAUUUCUCUAAGCCUUUGCAAAGACUGCAUGCAAUGUCAGACUAGCGCCACCAAAAUGUAUGUGUCAAAAUGAGCUCCUGGGGCCUUGUGCUUGGAUUUCCCACCGCUCCUCCGCCAGCGUCGGUCUCUGUUGGUGUCGGAAGCUUCCCCCCCAAUUUGAUGCUCUCCUAUUUCCUAACUGUCCCCUGCCAAGAACACCAAUCGCGAUAAAUGCCUCAAAAUGGCCUCUGGUCCUUUCACUAACAUGCGCCUGAACACCUAAACGAAAUGAAUCCAAGUCAAAUUGGAACAGUUCAAGGUCCAUUCUUGUGGUUUGUACUGAGGUCAUCAUGGUCCUUGCUAGAGGUUGACAACAAACCAGUGCCUCAUGCAGCUGACCUUGAUCAAUGGGACCUCAGUACGAACUCCGAAUGCACUUGCAGAGAGACACAAACUCCACUGCACAUUGCUGGGAAAGCUGUCUCUACGGGCUGAGUCUUGGACUAAUUGCCUAAACCUUCAACAAAUGAGGAGGGCUAGAGGUUGGCUUUGGGGAUUUGCACUAAAUAAAUAAAACAAAAUCUUCUUUCUCCACUGUGAGGUUAGGUAAUGGUCACCUGGAUCAUUACCCUCUGCACAUCUCACCCAACUUUUUCCCAUACAUCCCAUCAGCUCCUUUUGAUUCAAGUCUCCCAACAAAAUGUGCAAAGACCAAUCUGAUCACAAUACACCAUCCUUAAAUAAAACCACCAAUCCACCCCACCCCGUCCUCCUCCUGGUUUGGAUGGGGCCCCAUGAAUAGCUGAGGCUCCCCUAAGGACAGGAACACAGGAGCUGUGGUUCAAAGAGGCCGUGGUGCCCCUGGGCUACAGAGAAGGUACAAACCUGUCGAGGGUUAAUUGCCAAUCGUCAUGUGACCCACUCUGUCAAUGGCGACAGUUGACUGGGGUGAGCCAGUGAUGCUAUGUUAUGAAUGGAUAAAGACCGCAAUAAAAGCUGCUUCCUAGCCCCACUGUAGCCUGUUCUGAGGCAAGCAUUGUCUUGUUUGAAUGGGCGAUGGUCCGUCCAGAGCUAUCUGGAAUUCAGUUUUCUCCCUCCCCUCACUCCUAUUAGUGCGGUUACCCGAGAUCCGAAAGCACAAACUCACCUGGGGUGCCCUUCAGUGCUUAGGAGUCAAAAGAGGCCUUUCUGCCCUUCGAGUCUGCUCCGUCAUUCGCUGAGUUCAUGGCUGGUCUUGUUCAUACCUUGGCUCCUGUGCACCAAUUUCCAUUCCAUGUCCUUGAGCAAAUAAAAAUCUAUCGGUCUCAGUCUGACAUUUUCAGUUGACCUUGAGGGUCACGUUCUAGAUGGUCAUCAACACUUGUGAUCAGAAAAUUACCAUUUUGCCAUGUCACUGGCUAAAGAGGAUGUCUAAGAUUCUUACUCUUGACUGCUAUCCAUUGACCCAGUUGGUGAGAGUGUCUAUUGGCUGUGGCUAUCACCAGUGGUGAGGAUCUAGAUCAAAGGUGACAUCUCCAUCAUUGCAGAAACUUCUCGAAACCAUCAUUCAGGUUUAUUUAGGAGCCAUUGAUAGUGAGUGAAGGACUGGAGAUUGAGUGGUAACUAUGGAAUCACAAAGCAAUAAAAAAAUGCAACACCUUUGGAAGAGGAGAAUGAAAUGGCAGCCUUUUGUCAGGCAUAGCCUGCUACAUUAUCUGAUAAGCUAAAAUCUCAGGCAUGAUCUUAGCUCCAUUUUCCCAACUCAUUGUCCAUAUCUUUGAUUAUUCCAGUCUUCAAAAAUCUAAAAAUCUCUGUCUUCUGUGCACUCAUUAACUGAGCUUCCGCAACUCGCUGGUAUAGAGAAAGGGGGACUGUUUUUUUUAAAAAACUCUGUAAUUGCUGCCUGUCCCUAAAUCUCCUGCCUAGCCAAUUCAGAGGCAAAUGCAUGGCUGUGGGUCUGGAGUCAUAUGUAAGCUAAACACUAGUUAACCAGAUCAGCUUUUAUGUUUGAGAUGAGACUAGCUUUGAAUUUCAGGGUUUUAUUACUAAAUAUCUAUUCCACCAGAUGCUAUGGUAGGAUUUGAACCUGUGGCCUCAGAAGUUCAGCUUGGAGCCACUGGGUUAUGAAUUGAAAAUCCAUACUGAGAUGCUAGCAACUCUGUCAUUACCCAUAGCCGAAAAUGUGUU
Molecule: messenger RNA, 3593 nt
Organism: Hemiscyllium ocellatum (epaulette shark)
Lineage: Eukaryota; Metazoa; Chordata; Chondrichthyes; Orectolobiformes; Hemiscylliidae
Gene: cers1
Product: ceramide synthase 1
Exons: 7
Coding region: 5-1084 (359 amino acids)
Biological process (GO): ceramide biosynthetic process
Cellular component (GO): membrane
Molecular function (GO): sphingosine N-acyltransferase activity
Source: RefSeq, a predicted model, not a curated record